Messenger RNA from Phaeodactylum tricornutum CCAP 1055/1, 398 nucleotides. RefSeq lists its product with no specific name. The annotation marks the transcript as partial. The record is from RefSeq and is a predicted model, not a curated record. NCBI's taxonomy places the organism in Eukaryota, Bacillariophyta, Bacillariophyceae, Surirellales, Neidiaceae. The transcript has 2 exons.
AUGACACGCAGCCAGACAACUUUGGCGUACGGAACUCAACCGUUGAAGGUCAAUGCAGAGCAUCUGAUCCAACGACCAGCCCCGCUCCGUCUCUUUCCGUUCCGACCUUACGUAGUACACGCUGCUCCGUUGGAAAUCGAAAUUUUCUGUCGAGAAGAAGCAGUACCGAGUUCGAGUCUAGCUUCCUGUAGCAGCAUGAACUACGAAGUAUACGAUGACGAUGCCAAUGUGAUCGAGACAGUAUCCGACGAGGAAUUGCAUGAAGAAAUGGAUACAGAACAGCAACCAACCGAAGCGGAAAGUAAUAACGGCAACAGGAAUUCCAAUACGCGUCGUGGAAACCGCCUGUCGGAUCAAGUGAACAUGGAUGAUGAGCCGGAAAUUCCCGGCUAUGAACG